Messenger RNA from Lampris incognitus (smalleye Pacific opah), 891 nucleotides. It is a transcript of the gene grxcr1a, whose product is annotated as glutaredoxin and cysteine rich domain containing 1 a. Lineage: Eukaryota; Metazoa; Chordata; Actinopteri; Lampriformes; Lampridae. The record is from RefSeq and is a predicted model, not a curated record. Gene Ontology annotation, biological process: sensory perception of sound. The transcript is spliced from 4 exons. Bases 1 to 891 code for a protein of 296 amino acids.
AUGGAGGGGACGACACUGACAUUGGGAGAGGAGAAGCCACAGAAGCGGGUGAGGUUCCGCGUGGCUUCGGGAAACAGUGGCCGUGUCCUCAAGGAGAUGUUCAAGGAUGAGGGCCCUUCGGACUCCUUGGACUCGGACUGCACCGGCAGCUCGGAUGCGGAACGGGCCAGCACCCCUUCUACAAGUGGAGAUGCAAACGGACCCCUGUACAGUUUUUUGGGCUCUGAGCUGGAUGACAGUGAAAGUGAGCCUGAUGACCUGCUGGUGUACGCGGGAGUCACCAGAGACAGGACGUUCACUAUCAAGAGGGUGAACAUCCUGAGCAAAAACGGGACAGUGAGGGGCGUCAAGGACAAAGUCAGUGCAGGCCAAGCAUUGUUUGAAAACCUCCCAACAUCCAGUGGUCCUGAGUCAUCGCUUGAGUUUGGGAGGAUAGUGAUCUACACUACGAGCUUCCGUGUGGUGAGGACCACUUUUGAACGAUGUGAGCUUGUCCGAAAAAUCUUCCAGAACCACAGGGUGAAGUUUGUCGAGAAGAACAUCGCCCUGGACAGCGAGUAUGGAAAGGAGCUGGAGGAGCGAUGCAAACGUGUGGGGGAACCUCCUUCACUACCUGUCGUGUUCGUCGAUGGACACUACCUUGGGGGCGCUGAGAAAAUACUAGAUAUGAAUGAAUCAGGAGAACUGCAAGAUCUCCUUACAAAAAUUGAGAGGGUACAGCAGCCCCAGACGUGCCAGACCUGUGGGGGCUUUGCCUUCAUCCCAUGCCCAAUGUGCCAUGGCAGCAAGAUGUCUGUGUUUCGCAACUGUUUCACGGACUCUUUCAAAGCCCUUAAGUGCACUUCCUGUAACGAGAACGGCCUGCAGCCCUGUGUGAGCUGCAGCCAAUGA